AAGGGGCCUUGUGUGGAUAUUGGAGUUUCUUGGCGUUCACGUGGUUAUUUUAUUUCAUCAUUCGGUUCAUGUUGUCAAGUUUAAUAUUUGGCAAGUAUUAAAAAAAAGUAUUUUGUUAAAGUUUCGAGGUGAUUAAAAAUGGAUGAAAUUCAUGCAGGAGGUAUUAUAUUUAUCCAGCAUUUACAACAGCAUUUUAAGGGUUUCAGUGAGUAUAUGCUGUUUUUGUCUCAUCUGGGUGAUCCGAGAAAUGCGUUCCUCGUCUAUUUUCCCAUCGCCUACUUUAUUCACCACUCCGUGGGGAAAAGAGUGGUGCUGGUUGCAGCAAUCUCGGAAUGGCUCAAUGCCAUAUUCAAGUGGUUGCUGCACGGCGAACGUCCGUACUGGUGGGUGCAAGAGUCCAACAUGUACAAAGAACCACCUCACCUGCAGCAGUACCGACUCACCUGUGAAACAGGACCCGGAAGUCCCUCGGGACAUGCUAUGGUCACAUCGUCUGUUUUGUUUCUCUUAGUGUCUGAAUUCAUAUACUACGGAAAGAUUACCAGGCAGAGGAACUUUAUUUUAUUAGUGGAAGUUAACAUUGUACUGUGUGACGAGUCAGUUGCAGGUAUUCUCUUAGCAGUGGCUUUCAACAGUAUUUCCACAACGUCGCUGUCUCUGAAGCACUAUGCCAUGGUAUCGGCGAUGAUACUGAUCAGCACCGUGGCGGCUUACUACAUCAUCCUCCUGCUCGGGUUUGAUCCCGUGUGGUCUGUCUCCGUGGCAACAAAGUGGUGUGCGAGGCCUGAGUGGAUACAUCUAGAUACCACCCUGUUUUAUGCCAUGGUGCGAGACUGCUCAUGUCUUCUGGGAAUGGGUCUUGGACUUCACCUGUCAGGAGAAGACAACUCUGAGUGGACUCCGUUUUCUAAACUGCUGUUGAUUAUUUUUUCCUUAGCAGCAGCCCAAGUGGAGGAAAGAAUAGUUAUAUCGCACCAUUCUCAGAUUGUUUUUUAUCUGUUAGCCUCUGUGAAAUAUAUAGUUCUUUUUGUAGUUAUUGUAAGUAUUAUUCCAAAAAUUGGUGCUGCCUGCAACUUGGUUGGAUAUAAGAAGAAAGAUAAACUAAAGAAGACAUGACUAGAUGUAGCUUAAAUUAAAGUUGCAUUCUUAGAAUCAGUUGAGGCACACACAAAUUUGCAAUGAAUUUAACUCAUUUGUAUUAUCUUAAGUAGUAUUUAUAUAUAGAAGGAAGGAAGGAAAUGUUUUAUUUAAUGACGCACAACACAUUUUACGGCGAUAUUAAGGGAGGAAACCCGCUGUCGCCAUUUCAUGGGCUAUUCUUUUCGAUUAGCAGCAAGAGAUCUUUUAUAUGCACCACCCCACAUACAGGACAGCACAUACCACGGCUGUAUUAUAUAUAGAAUAUAUGUACUUGAAAAACAAAACAAUGUUGUCAUAGGGAUUUGAAUAUUUGUUAUUAGCAAACUGGAAUUUGAUCGAUGUAAAGGUAUUUAAUGUCAAACAAGAUUAUUGUUGUAUUUGUUUGUUUUGUUUAAUGACACCACUAGAGCACAUUGAUUUAUUAAUCAUCAGCUACUGAAUGUCAGACAUGGUCAU
Messenger RNA from Gigantopelta aegis, 1596 nucleotides. Its product is annotated as glucose-6-phosphatase 2-like. The coding region runs from base 139 to 1116 and encodes 325 amino acids. Gene Ontology annotation, biological process: glucose 6-phosphate metabolic process; gluconeogenesis. Gene Ontology annotation, molecular function: glucose-6-phosphatase activity. The transcript is spliced from 8 exons. The record is from RefSeq and is a predicted model, not a curated record. Lineage: Eukaryota; Metazoa; Mollusca; Gastropoda; Neomphalida; Peltospiridae. Gene Ontology annotation, cellular component: membrane.